This is a messenger RNA of Penicillium manginii, 1404 nucleotides long. RefSeq lists its product as uncharacterized. Gene Ontology annotation, biological process: positive regulation of transcription by RNA polymerase II. Gene Ontology annotation, molecular function: DNA-binding transcription factor activity; transcription cis-regulatory region binding. The transcript has 3 exons. Bases 1 to 1404 code for a protein of 467 amino acids. The record is from RefSeq and is a predicted model, not a curated record. Lineage: Eukaryota; Fungi; Ascomycota; Eurotiomycetes; Eurotiales; Aspergillaceae. Gene Ontology annotation, cellular component: nucleus.
AUGCGCGGACGUCGCUUUGAAGAUGACCGCAGAGCGUCUACCAAGAAAUCUUCUGUUCAGCCAAAGCAGAAACGAAUCGCUUCGUUGCAACAGAUGGCUUUGACCAACAAUCCACGUCCUUCCGUCGCCUUGGAUGCCCCUUGCAUACACAACUUGAAUUCUUCGUCCAGAUUCUAUCUUGACUACUUCAAUGUCCGUAUCUGCAAACUAUUCAUCCUCUGCGACAGCGACAAUAAUCCGUUUCGGCAUUUACUUACUUACGCCAUGGAUGAUGUCCCCUUACAAAAAUGUAUAAUUGCCGUUUCCGCACGGCACUUCACCAAUACAGGACAGUCGUUUGACCAGACUCAUAUUGAUAUGGCCCCUCGAUUCGUUGUUGCUAAUUUAGAUGCCCUCCAUUUCAAACGGCAAACCAUUCAAGCAGUGACACGGGCCUUGAAUGGCCAUGAGAUAUCCCGAAAGGACACUUUGCUGGCAUCAAUAUUCCUACUUAUCUUCCUCGAUCUUCUGGAGUCCGGCAUAGACGGCUGGAAUCAUCAUAUUUGUGGUGCAAGGGGCCUCGUCAACCUUGGCAGCUCACUACUAGAUUCCAGUCACGACCAAGCGACAAAAGGCGAUAUGAAGCAUCAACCUGGAGAUAUGGUGACCGAGACAAGAGUAUUCAUUUCUCGGCAGUUGAACCUGAUCUCAACACUCGGAGAAGCAUUGUCGGGCUCGCAGUCAAGGUCAGAAGAAUUUCCAAACUUCGAUGGAGAAAUAAAACACGAGUCAAUCGUUCGGAGCUUCCUCGGCUGUCCGGAGCUUUUGUUGAGAGCUAUUCGAUAUUUCUCUAGCCAGAGAGAUUUUCUCGGCGAUUUAAACAGUCAAACGAAUGACUCUAUUAACGACCAUAUACGGGACACAAUGCUCAUGCUUGACAUGACCAGAAAUUUUGAUUGUCAGCAGUGGGCAUCAAGAGUCAUUGCCUUAACUGCCUCCGAGAUCGAGAUCCAGAACUUUUUCCUACUGGCCAACGCAUAUAAAAGCGCUGCAUUAAUUUAUGGGACCAGAAUAUUCCGGGCUUUCGCGUCGCCGGUAAACACGCCUAUUAGCAUACAAGGAACAGAAAAUGAAACCCUGGUUUCAGAAUUGAUCCUGAAAAUUCAACUUCUUGCCCCGGACGAGAUUUUUUUCAAAUGCCUCAUUUGGCCCACAUUCAUCGCAGGGCUGGAAUGCCAAACGGAAAACACCAGAGAGUCCAUAACUGCGCUUUUACGGGGCCUUUGGAAUUUUACCUCUUGUUUGAAUGUCAUCAAUGCCUCCAGAAUUUUGCAGGAAUACUGGCAAAAACAGGAUUCGAGUGAUGACUUGGAAAAGGCACAUCAAGAAAUCGAAGUCAUGGGCCAGGGAUGGCUAUUGAUCUGA